Rotaria sordida is the source of this 948-nucleotide messenger RNA. The record is from the annotation of a GenBank genome assembly. Lineage: Eukaryota; Metazoa; Rotifera; Eurotatoria; Philodinida; Philodinidae.
AUGCAUACAUUAGAAAAAUAUUUAAUAGCCGUACGACCAUGGUCGUUUAGUACGAGUAUGAUGCCUGUUUUAUUAGGUAAUGCUCUUGCUUAUCCAUCAUUACGUGCUAUAUCGAUUAUUGUUCUUCUUCUUACUUCUCUAUCGGCUUUAUGUGUUCAUGCUGCUGCUAAUUUAUUCAAUACAUAUUAUGAUUAUAUACAUGGUGUUGAUGCUCCAUUAAAUCAUAAUAAUAAUAAUAAUAAAGAGAAAAUCAAUGAUGUUGAUAGUAUUGAUGAUCGAACAUUAAUUGAAGGUUUACUUAAACCAAAUGAUGUUGUUCGACUUGGUUUAAUAUUAUAUACAAUUGGUACAAUUGCUUUUCUUUUUUUAACAAAUUUUUCAUCAGCUAAAGAACCUUAUUUGGCUAUAAUAUUUUUUGGAGCUUUACCACUUUCAUUUCUUUAUACAGGAGGCAUUGGCUUUAAAUAUAUUGCUCUUGGUGAUAUAAUUAUUUUAUUAACAUUUGGUCCUAUAACAGUUGUGUAUUCAUAUAUGGCACAAGCAGGUCAUUAUAGUAUUUAUCCAAUAUUUUAUGCAUUACCAUUAACAUUAAAUACUGAAGCUAUUCUACAUAGUAAUAAUACACGUGAUAUGAAACAUGAUAAAUCUGUUGGUAUAUUAACAUUAUCAAUAUUACUUGGCAAACAAUAUUCAUAUUAUCUUUAUUGUAUACUUAUUUAUUCACCUUAUAUAAUUAUAAUAUAUAUAAUGAUAAAUAUAUCAUGGUAUUGUUUUUUACCAUUAUUAACAAUAAUUUAUGCGUAUCGUUUAUGUGAAGAAUUUAAAUAUGAUCAGUUAAUAAAAUUACCAAAUCGAACAGCUCUAUUAAAUUUUUUAUUUGGUUUUCUUUAUAUACUUUCAAUAAUUAUAACAAAUAUAAUACAAAAAGAACAACAAUUUCUUUUUUAA